AUUUAGAAGGCAAUGCAUAUCAAAACAACCACCUGCUAAAGAUCAUUCUGGCCAUGCAUCAGUUUGUCAUCUCCUCUGCAGACAUGCUCCAGAAACUCAUUGAUCUCUAUCUUAAUGCUUUAGAAAAUAAAUCUUCCAUGCUGUGUGUAAAGAUAUGCUAUUUCGUGAGGUACUGGAUUACAGAGUUUUGGGUUAUGUUCAAAAUGGACUCUAAACUAUCCGCAACUAUGGAGGAAUUUCAAGAACUGGUUAAAGCUAAUGGUGAGGAGUUACACUGUCAUCUAAUUGACACAACUCAAAUAAAUUCUAGAGAUUGGUCAAGAAAGCUGACACAGCGUGUAAAGGCCAACACCAGUAAGAAACGGAAAGUCUCACUUCUUUUUGAUCACCUUGAGCCAGAGGAGCUGUCGGACCACCUUACCUAUCUUGAGUUUAAGUCUUUCAGAAGAAUAUCAUUCUCAGAUUAUCAAAACUACAUUAUGAAUAGUUGUGUGAAGGAGAAUCCAACAAUGGAAAGAUCAAUUGCUCUUUGCAAUGGAAUCUCUCAGUGGGUACAGCUUAUGGUUCUCAGCAGACCAACACCACAGCUUCGGGCUGAAGUGUUCAUCAAGUUCAUUCAUGUUGCCCAGAAGCUCCACCAGCUGCAGAAUUUCAAUACAUUAAUGGCAGUGAUAGGAGGUCUCUGUCACAGUUCCAUUUCCAGACUCAAGGAAACAAGCUCAUGUGUUCCUCAUGAUGUAAUUAAGGUGUUUAAUGAAAUGACAGAACUGCUUUCAUCUUACAGAAAUUAUGAUAGUUACAGACGUGCCUAUAAUGAGUGCAGUAACUUUAAGAUCCCAAUCCUUGGAGUCCACCUGAAAGACUUGAUAUCACUUUAUGAGGGCAUGCCAGACUACUUAGAGGACAAAAAAAUUAACAUAUACAAACUGUAUGCUCUGUAUAACCACAUAAAUGAGCUGAUACAACUCCAGGAAAUGCCACUUCCUCUGGAGGCUAAUAUGGACCUUGUUCAUUUGCUUACACUGUCCCUUGAUCUUUACUACACAGAAGAUGAAAUUUAUGAACUUUCAUAUGCACGAGAGCCACGAAGUCACCGAGCUGCCCCUUUGACACCUUCCAGACCACCUGUAGUUGCAGACUGGGCCUCAGGAGUAGCCCCAAAACCUGAUCCAAAAACUGUCAGCAAACAUGUUCAGAGGAUGGUAGAUUCUGUCUUCAAAAAUUAUGACCAUGAUCAGGAUGGAUACAUUUCCCAGGAAGAAUUUGAAAAGAUAGCUGCCAGUUUUCCAUUCUCGUUUUGUGUAAUGGCUAAGGACUGGGAAGGUCUGAUUAGCAGGGAUGAAAUAACAGCUUACUUUAUGAGGGCUAGCUCAAUCUAUUCCAAGUUAGGACUUGGGUUUGCUCACAACUUCCAAGAGACCACUUACUUAAGGCCUACUUUCUGCGACAACUGUGCUGGAUUUCUGUGGGGAGUCAUUAAACAAGGAUACAGAUGCAAAGACUGUGGAAUGAACUGUCACAAGCAAUGCAAAGACCUGGUUGUGAUAGAGUGCAAGAGAAGACCCAAAACUUCAGUUACAGACAGCAGCCCGACAUCUGCUCUUGCUUCAAGCCUCUGCCCAGUAGGAAUCAAAGAGCAAUUCCAUGGACAAGAAGAAGGACCAUUCACAUUUCCUAAUGGAGUAGUGGAACACAAUGAAGAUAGCAAGGACCGAACCAUUAUGCUUAUGGGUUCCUCAGCUCAGAAAAUCUCAGUGAGACUGAAACCAGCUGUGGUUCAUAAAGGUAUACAGACUGAUCCCAUACUGCUGGCUGGUGAUGUAUCUCGUAGGCAGACAGAGAAGAAAGAACACAGGAUGCCAGAAAACCCUUAUCUCCAGGCAGCUCCACUAUCCCCAUGUCCAAGCCCAAUUCUAGGGCGCAAAAAGGCCUAUGUUAAAUGGGAAAACAAGGACUCCAGCCAGAAAAUGAAGGAGGAGCAUCACAGCUGUAAACCGUCAUACCAGGAACUUGAGCAGGAAAGAAAUAUUCUAAAGGCAGACAACGAAGGUUUAAAGAUCCAACUGGAACAGGCACAUAAAACAAUUGAGUCUCUCACAAUCCAGAGAAGAAACCAUGUAGUUGACAGCCUACAACAACACAGAGACUGCUCCUAG
This is a messenger RNA of Leptosomus discolor (cuckoo roller), 2156 nucleotides long. Lineage: Eukaryota; Metazoa; Chordata; Aves; Leptosomiformes; Leptosomidae. The record is from RefSeq and is a predicted model, not a curated record.